This is a messenger RNA of Hypanus sabinus (Atlantic stingray), 1242 nucleotides long. Its product is annotated as interleukin-5 receptor subunit alpha-like. The transcript has 9 exons. Gene Ontology annotation, biological process: cytokine-mediated signaling pathway. NCBI's taxonomy places the organism in Eukaryota, Metazoa, Chordata, Chondrichthyes, Myliobatiformes, Dasyatidae. Gene Ontology annotation, molecular function: cytokine receptor activity; protein binding. Bases 299 to 1219 code for a protein of 306 amino acids. Gene Ontology annotation, cellular component: external side of plasma membrane. The record is from RefSeq and is a predicted model, not a curated record.
UCAUGUUCUGAUUCCCAAACGCCCACCACUACCCAGCUCGCCGUCAGAGAGUGCCCUUUGGAAGUAGCGCAGAGUUUGUGUUUACUUUAUCGGCAUAACCUCCAGCGUUAGGGUCGUCCCAUCUCUGCCCUUGUGUCAAAACCGGCUUCCCCUCCCCCGGGUUCUGGCGCUGGAAAAGCUGAUUCUCUCUCAAAUCAACGACGUGUUGAACGGAUCAAGGUCCCACCAGUCAAUCGCCACCUGCUUUAAACUUUUUUGGUGGUGCCAUCGUUCUACAUGAGUUUGAAGACUCAUCACCAUGUCGCUCAUCCUCCCUUCACUACAAUUGGUCUUCAUUUGGAUGAUCACCAUGAAUGGGUCUCCUUCUGCUUCAGCGGUAGAAAUGGGUAAUCUGUCUUUCUCGAUUCGCAACAUGAGCUGGUUGUUUUAUAACGAAAACCACAUGACUUGUACCUGGGAUGUUGUUGGGACAGCACCACCAGAGACACAGUACUGUUUGUCCUAUGGGUUAGGAAACCAAGUGCAUUUCGCUCCUUGUCACAAGAUUGAACUGGGAAAAGUUGCUUGUCAUGUUCACAGCUUUAAGGAGUAUCCCUUCGACUCAAUCUCAUUUUGUGCCAUAGGUUCCAGUCAACAAUCAAACGCUACUCACUGCAGAGAUAUUGUACCAGUACUGUACUAUAAAGUCAGCCGCCCCGUUAAUGUCACAGUGAACGGAAGUGAAGUGGUAUGGGAGCCACCAAUUGGCAAACAUCCUUCAGGAAGAUUUAAUUAUCAAAUACAGGUUAAAGAUUUGCGCAGCAAAGGGACAAAGGUUGAAGAUCUGCAUCUGGCAAAAUGGGCCAUCAAAGAUCUGACUAGAAACUAUGCUGUGCAAGUGAGAGCGAGAAUUGAGCACUUUCUUGAACAAGAAGCGAAGGAUUUUGUAUGGAGUGACUGGACUGAUUCUGUCACUACAGGAGAAGAACAGGCAAUUUCCACAACUUUGAAAAGCUUUAUCGUGACCAUAGUUAUUAUAUUUCUGUUGGUGGUCCUGCUGAUGUUCAUUUAUAUAAGGUGCAAGACACUGAGAUGUCUGGGUCAACAAAUUCCUGAACCGAAACAGAAAUUUCAUGGUCUGUUUGAAAAUUAUAAUGGAGAUUUUCAGAAAUGGAUUAAUGCCUCUCACCCGGAGACAAUGGAUCCCAAAGAAUGUGACAUAGCUAUUGUUGAAGAUUAGAAUCUCGAAUGUUGGAAUGUUGG